Molecule: messenger RNA, 2880 nt
Organism: Linnemannia hyalina
Lineage: Eukaryota; Fungi; Mortierellomycota; Mortierellomycetes; Mortierellales; Mortierellaceae
Source: the annotation of a GenBank genome assembly
AUGACAGACAACGACGACGUUGACAACAAAGAGCAACAGCUUCACCCACCCCCAGUCCAGAGACUCCCCAAUGAAUGUCUCUAUCUCAUCGUGAACCACGUCUGGGACGACCUCAGGACGCUACACACCCUCCUUUUCGUCAACCGCUUUUUCUUCCACGCGGCCUUACCAAAAAUCAUGGACCAUCCCUUAGAGACUUGGCAGAUGACCCUUUUCGAACCCGAGUAUGUUACCAACUCGGAGAAACUCUUUGUCCUCGUCCUGACCUCUUUAUUACACCACCAACAACGCCUGACAGGAUGGGACGCUGUCUCGAUUCUGGAAGAUUUUGGUCUUCAAUUGGUUACCCCGGUCGAGUUCCCGUCACUUAAGCCCUUUCUUCCAGUGACACAAGAUGGGUUGGUCCAGGAGCAAGAGGAGAAGGGGAACCCCAUGACAGUCGAUUACUCGAAAUACUUGACGGUCCUCGACAACUAUCAGUGGCAGUACAUCGAGUUUAGCCGUUUUAUUCGCCUUAUCAAGAUGCCGGUAUCAAUGCAGGAUACACUGCAGAUCCAGCAAGGGACAGAUGAACCUUCAGACCAAACAGCAACAGCAGUAGAAGAUGACCAGGAAGGCGAGCAUACAGAGGACCAACAACAGUUACACGACUACAAGGAUCUCGUCCGCGAGGGCAUCGCCCAGAUGAUGCUCCACUACAAUGUCGAGUGUAUCACCGAGUUCUCGUUCCAUGUCUCCGAGGCUCUCAAGAACCUGCCAAUUGCAUCCAAACUCGCCAAACUACGGUACCUCAAUGUUUACCGGGACGAAUCGUUACCCAGCCAGCACCUCCAAGACACCAUCGCUUUUAUUCAUCUCAACAAAAAGUCCUUUCCUCGGAAACCAUGUCUCCAACUCGGGUUCGACUAUGGAUGGAGCAAUUACGACAACAGUGAGUUCACCUCUAUCAAGGAGUCUCGGAGCGCCAUGUUCAACCUCAUGAAGCCCAAUUUACUGCUCUAUGAGGCCGCCGGUGAACCGGAGGACUUGAAGAUUGGGCACAUUCCAGGAUUCUACGGUCUGGCGGAAAAUAUUAGCGUGGAGCGUCUAUUUCGGUUGGACGAUGAUGACCAAUUCAGGAUUGAUAUGGGAGAGGGUCCGGACAUGGAGGCAUUCCUCAGUAGAUGUCAUCGUCUGGACAUGAUCAGAAUGGAGGUUGGUCACCCUUACCUCCUCUCUUGGGCAGCCCAGCGUGCAAGAGAUCAUCCUUCGUCCAAUCUCCUGCCAGCGCUGGACGAUCUGUCUCUUUGGUCGGACCGCCCCUACCGCUUCACUAUCCACGUGCUCAAUGACAGCAUGGCAGCAUUCGCAAAGUCGCUCAGAAAUGUCCACAUCAGCAACAGGCACACGUUCCGAAAUCGUGGCCAGGAACCGAAUCCAUGGGUGCUGCAGCAGGAUAUGGAAAAGUCCCGUCUAAUUCGAACUGCCCCACUGGCCAAUGGUAUCGGAGAUUGGCCAUCCCCUCUCCCUCAGCUGCGGUCGUUGACGAUUGAUCUGAAUUGUACUUCGACCAUUCAAAUUGGCUCACUCGAUCAGUGUUUUAACUUGGAGAAUCUGGAACUCAGAUUCGGCGCCAUUGGAGAAGCACCUCGGGCGACUGCACCCGACGACAGCGACCCUGAAGCAGAUCCUCGUCGCCAGGCACCACUGGACCCCAGACUGUUCCCCAAGUGGACGCUUCCAAAACUCAAGACUUUGCACCUGGACGGCACUCCUGCCUUGCGCUUCGAUUACGAUUCACUGGGGACGAUGCCAGACCUGGAGACCUUGAGCUUGAGCUGCAACAAGAAAGUGGAUCUCGAGAACAGACUCCAGGACAUCCCCCGCCUUUCUCUACAUACCAGUCAUUUCUACUCCGCCUCGAUACCGCAGGAAACAGGAGCUGAGACUUCUUCUGCGGAAUCCACCCAGGAUAUCUCUACAACUUCCAAGGGUGGGAUCUGGACAAGAACAUGGACACUGCCUAAACUGAAGGCUUUGGAGAUGGAGGGACCGCCCGCGGCAGUGUUUACCCUUGACUGGCUCAAGGGCUGCCCUAGUCUCACAUCGGUCACUCUGAGCCUACAUCUCGACGGAUCACCCCAGCGCCUGCCUCGUAUCGCCUACUCUCCCGCUACAUAUGCACUUUCGCCGACGAUCGAGAAGUAUGGCAGUGAUCGUCCAGAGGCGACCGCCGCCGCCGCCGCUGUUGUCGAUGAAGACGACGAUAGUGGAGUGUUCAAGGAGAGCAAACUGGAGCGACUGCACCUCAAGGGACCCUGGGCCAUUACGGCAUCGGAUCUCACGGCGCUCAUGACGGAUUAUGCACCCUACUUGCAGACGCUGUCGCUCAACAGGAUUCAGAACCGGUAUGGGAUGUCUGUCGUCACCUUUAUACAAGCAUUCCGAGAUGCGGAUGAAAUCUGUCGGAGGCGGUAUGGUGAGGAUUGGGAUGCGCGACCUGGAGAUGUUGCUGAUUUUGAAGACUGGCACGAAGAUACCAAUGAGAGAGAAGGCAAGGGCGAGGGCGAUGACGACGCAGGAUCGGGAUCUGAUGCGCCAGAGGACUGUCAAGGUUUAGCUGUCGGAUUGACAGCAACCCCUGAUGCUGAUUCUCUCCCUACCAAACCACUUCCAGGUCGAUCGCUUCUUACUGUCGAGGCAAACUACACGAUUGGCAAGCGACGGAGACCGCAGGCGGGGAUCGAGAUAAUUGAUAGUAACGAUGCGGAUGAUUAUCGCAGGUGUGGACUUCGAGUGUACAGCUUCUCGAAGGAGUGUUUUGUCGACAAGUAUGACAAGGCGUGGUUCUCCAGGAACAAAGGCAGUGGGUUGGUGGACCGGUUUGGAGUGAAGAAAUAA